AUGGUAUCUCCUCUCAUCUGGGCGGGGGUUGUCGUGCUUGCCCGAGCAGCGAGCGGGGAUUUUGUCUCGACGAACUACGAUGAGUAUAAUGAUGGCGUGCUUGGGCACCGACCACAUCUUGAAUACCACUCAAGCACCGAAUUCUCGCCAAUUUUCCAAGCAACUGUUUGGAACAGUGACGAGAUCUCCGAAAAAGGAUCACACAUUUUCAUCCGACACGAUGGCAACGACACCUCGCCGCUCGCAACGCCCUUGGUCAUUGACGCACACGAUCUGAGCGCAGUGUAUAUGAACCGGACCUUCAAGAACGUGUUCGGCACCCGCGUCCAAGAAAACUUUGGCAAAAAGUACCUCACAUUUUGGGAGGGUGAGAAAGGCUACGGUGUUGGCGAUGGCUAUGGGCUCGCAUUUGACGAUACAUACCGCCUUGCGUAUAAAGUAUGGGCUCAAAAUAUCCAGGUCCACAGUGAUCUUCAUGAAUUUGCAUUCACUGGCAAUGGGACUGCCUUGGUAACGGGCGUCAACCCGACCCGCAUCCUUCAAUCGGAGUUUCCGCAGUGGAACUUGCCCUACAAUUUGGAUAUGUUGGACGCGAUAUUUCAGGAAAUUGACCUUGAGACCAAUGAGGUGAUUUUCAACUGGCGCGCAAUUGACCAUAUCAAUCCCAUGGAUUCAUUUGAGCCAGGCGCUACUGGCUGGGAUGCCUAUCACAUUAACUCCAUUGAGAAGACUCAAGCGGGCAACUAUCUCAUCUCAAUUCGUCACACGCAUUCCAUCUUGCUUAUCGAUGGCCAAACAGGCCAGAUCAUCUGGACAAUGGGUGGUGAGCGCAAUGAUUUUGUCGAGCUGCCCCCUUCAAUUGACUCUGAAAAUUGCCAACCCGUCCUCUCAAUGAGCUGGCAACACCACGCCCGUUUUGUCCCGGGCACAAAUGAAACAGAAAUGACAUUCUUUGACAACCACGGAAAAGUCACGAACCACGGCGAUUGUGAUACAGAAUGCUCGCGUGGCUUACACAUCGCCAUCAACGAUACCGUCUCACCACCCACGGUUCAACUCCUACGCGAAUUCCGUCAUCCAUCACAACUUCAGGCUCAAAGUCAGGGCAGUGUUCAGCCCCUCUCGCCCUCCAGCACGGAUCUCGGAAAUGUAUUCAUAGGCUGGGGCCGAUGUCCGACAUUCACAGAGCAUAAUUCUCUGGGCGAAACAGUCAUGAAUGUGCAGUUCUCGCCGUGGCAUAGUGACGAUAUUCCUGAUGCACUCGACAAUUACCGCGCAUACAAGAUGGAUUGGACUGCUACGCCCUGGUGGGAUCCUGCUAUUGCGUCGCGGAAGAAUCCGCAGGGCGAGUUGGUCUUUUACGUUAGCUGGAAUGGUGCGACGGAAGUUACGAACUGGGUUGUCCGUGGUGCUGCGACUCCUUCACGACAGGGCCAUGGCAAUGUCCUUGCUAAGUCUUCGCGAACAGGCUUCGAGACAAAAUUGGUUGUUGGGGACACCGUGUGGCAGUAUGUGUGGGCUGAGGCAUUGGAUGUCAACGGGAAUAUACUGCGAUCGAGCGAGGUCGUGGACUUGGAUACAGCCGACCUCGUUGUUGCCAUGGACACGUAUGAGGCCAACGCCACGCUUCCCUUCGCGAAACCAACUGAGAAAGCAGAGACGAAGACAGAGUCUGGGGAGUCUUUUGACACGAAAUUGAUUCUGCUAGGAACUGCUUUGGCAGUGUUCUCUACUGUUGGACUGGUCACGUGCAUUAUCUGGGUCUGGCAGCGAUGCCGUGGCUACGAGGAAUUGAAGGCGGAGGAUUUCGAUCUUGGUUCUGAGCAUGAGGAUGAUGAAAGAAAGUCAAGUGUCCCCAUUGACGACGAUGAUAAUGACGACCGCAUGGGUGCCAACAACGAUGCCCGAUCGAGAUCGAGUGUCUCUGAGCGACCUUUACUUCCUAUAGCACAACCUUAG
This is a messenger RNA of Penicillium argentinense, 1959 nucleotides long. RefSeq lists its product as uncharacterized. The coding region runs from base 1 to 1959 and encodes 652 amino acids. The record is from RefSeq and is a predicted model, not a curated record. The transcript has 2 exons. NCBI's taxonomy places the organism in Eukaryota, Fungi, Ascomycota, Eurotiomycetes, Eurotiales, Aspergillaceae.